AUGUCGCACCAGCAGAAACGAGCCAAGAAAGACGAGUCCGGACCGGAUUCGAAGCAUUUCAAACCGAACGAUGUUGCUGUUGCCGCCCUGAAGUACGAUAACGGGGCGAAAGACCAGGAAAUGGCCAUUGAUUCUGAGUUGUUGACCGCCGCCGCACAGAACGCAACUGCCGACCGCGGUGCAGACCAACAGAUUCCACAGCAGAACCAAGACCCUGGUGUCGACCAGUUGUACAGUCGCUACCAGCAACAGCAAACUCAGCAACACUCCAACGGCGAUACCGAGGUCAAACCAGCUGCCGGAUCAGACGAGUGGCAUCGCCAGCGUAAACACACCCACAAGGAAGUGGAAAGACGUCGCAGAGAGAGCAUCAACACCGGGAUCCGUCAAUUGGCCGAGUUGCUUCCAAGACAGGACACCAACAAGGCGCAAGUAUUGGGCCGCGCGGUCGAGUACAUCAAGCAACUGAAGGAGACCGAGAACAGCAAUAUCGAAAAGUGGACUUUAGAGAAGCUGAUCACCGACCAGGCUGUUAGCGAACUGGCCACAUCGAACGACAAGCUGAAGGUGGAGUUAGAGAAGGCGUAUCGCGAGAACGAGUCGUUGAAGCGGGAGAUUGAAAGAUUGAAGAGGUGA
Kuraishia capsulata CBS 1993 is the source of this 636-nucleotide messenger RNA. RefSeq lists its product as uncharacterized. NCBI's taxonomy places the organism in Eukaryota, Fungi, Ascomycota, Pichiomycetes, Pichiales, Pichiaceae. The record is from RefSeq and is a predicted model, not a curated record. The coding region runs from base 1 to 636 and encodes 211 amino acids. The transcript has a single exon. Gene Ontology annotation, cellular component: nucleus. Gene Ontology annotation, molecular function: DNA-binding transcription factor activity; protein dimerization activity.